Messenger RNA from Ilyonectria robusta, 262 nucleotides. RefSeq lists its product as uncharacterized. The record is from RefSeq and is a predicted model, not a curated record. The transcript has a single exon. The coding region runs from base 50 to 223 and encodes 57 amino acids. Lineage: Eukaryota; Fungi; Ascomycota; Sordariomycetes; Hypocreales; Nectriaceae.
CUGACACAUCUGGAUAGGCCCUUUUAAUUACGUUGGCCAGGGACUAGCGAUGAUGACGUUGAGGCUGGUGGCUGCGUAUACUGUGUGGUUCUGCGACUUUAUGUUUGCACCGGAGGAAGAUGGCAGUGCAGUAGUGGAGCAAUCACGGAAUCAAUUGUUUUUGUUUUUGUUGCCAGGACCGCUGGAAUUUGUCUUUAAGAAAAGACAAUAUCUGGAAGUUUGAUCAAGACGAUGUGGUUCACAGAUAAAUAUAUUAGCCGGC